AUGGAGGAAUAUUGCAGUAAGGCAAGAAAGCUAGCCGAGAGCUUUCACAAGGUGGCACUUAGGCAAAUCCCGAGGGAGGAGAAUGAAAAGGCGGACUUCCUAGCAAGGGUAGGAAGUAUGUCCGCGGACUGCUCUUCAAGACAGAUAACGAUCCUCGAAGGGCAGCCAAGAGAGCAGUUGGAGGUAGCGACAACAAGCCUAGCACCGGACUGGCGUCAGAAUAUCAUAAGAUAUCUGAAAGGAGAAAUGCUGCCCUGUCGGAAGGAACAGAGUAAGUUGGAGAUGAAAGCGAGAAAUUUUUGUUUGGAUAAGGGGACAUUAUACAAGCGGGGGGUUCACUAG
Molecule: messenger RNA, 342 nt
Organism: Erythranthe guttata (spotted monkey flower)
Lineage: Eukaryota; Viridiplantae; Streptophyta; Magnoliopsida; Lamiales; Phrymaceae
Source: RefSeq, a predicted model, not a curated record